Molecule: messenger RNA, 2184 nt
Organism: Spirodela intermedia
Lineage: Eukaryota; Viridiplantae; Streptophyta; Magnoliopsida; Alismatales; Araceae
Source: the annotation of a GenBank genome assembly
AUGGCCGUGGCCAUGGGAAGCUCUGCUCCGCCUCCAGCUCUGGCACUGUCGGAGUGUCCCGGGCUCGGCCGGUUCCGGGGUGGUAGCGGAUGGAGCAACAAUCGAUUCGCUAGCCCUUUUCCUGUGAGAUGUUCAGGUGACCUCCAGAGCCACGCACAAUAUGAAUUUUCCAUUUUACACUAUUUCUGGGGGGUUUAACUGCUGUCCGGAAGCCUGCGUGUGGUCACUGGUCGAUUCCAUGUCCAAUAGGUGAUGAUGCUCACGCCCUUGUGGCUGGGUGUGAGCUCUGAGAAGGGAUUCUGAGGAUCUUCUUUAUUGAGCUUGGUUUAUUUCUGAUCCCACGGAAGCCUGAUUCGGGCUCGUUUCGAUGGUAGGAGCAAUGAUGCCUCAGACUGGUAUCCCGUUCCGGCGAUGAUUAUGCGCCUGUCUCUGUCAAAAUCCUGAACAUGAAAGCAGCACCACGAACAGGAAGAUUGUUCUUGUGGUUUAAUGAAAAAUGGUUUUACUGUUCGAAGAUUGUUCUAGUUGUUUUUCGUGAACUCAAUUUCUUUCUUUCUCUAUAAUAGCAUGGUGGUGGAACUGGGACAGAAGGCUGGACUUGGAUAUACUCAAAUAAUAUUUUACAUUGUAUUUAUUGAAUAAAAUUUCGGCGGAUUAUAGUUGGCAUUAACUUUGGUGUUAACACAUGAUCAUCUCUAUCAUGCUGACCUUUUCCGUACCCUCCCUCCUUCCUCUACAGGCAGCCAAAGUGGUCAAAAACUCGGUAGAACCGGCAAUUCAUCCCUCUCAGGACGAGAUAUCACUGGCUUGAGGAUGCAGAGACGUUUCUUGGGGGUCCCUGGUUGCACAGGUUCAACUGGAAAUCAGCAGGAAUCGUCAUCUCCUUCUGAGCAGUCAUCAAAGGCAUGCACUAGAGAAAGAUCCCCUAUCUACUUUUAAGUAAUUUAUGCUCAUGAUAUCUUUAAAUUCGAAAAAGUAUUUGUUUUAAUGUCCAUCUCAAUACCUCAGUCCAUAUCUGUUUUAAUAGUUCGUGAUUUUUCUCAUCUUAUUUAGAAAAAAAAUCCUUGAUUUUCUUCGUUGAUAACUUUAUUCCAUCUCUUGUUUUUAUAUAUAUUGAUGCCGUCGAUUGGUUCAUCAAAUCUACCCGAAAUUGUGGAUUCUGGAUGCAAUCAAGAACUAUAUCAUAUGUCAUGGUCGCGUGUCUUUCUAAAUCUGUUGUGGGUUUUUUUUUUCAGACAAACGAAAGCAUCUAUGUAAUCAGUGAAAUUAUUUUUCCUUUUUUGUGGAGUAUGAAUCCUGUUCUUGCCAUCUGCACAUCUUCUCAUGUACUUGUGCUAAGGGCACAGGUACCCUUUGGCUACACAAGGAAGGACGUGUUACUAAUCGGUAUAGGGACGACUGUGUUAGGUGUUGGUUUGAAGAGCGGUCUAGAGGUAUUUUCUCUACUACAGUUUCUGUCUGCUCCCAUUCUAUGUUACCUAGGAAUAACUUCGUUCCCCUCUGCUCAUCUUUUCAACUGCAGUAUUUUGGGGUUGAUCCUCUGCGGGCAGGUAAUUUCGUUCAAUUGUUUGUAGUGCUGGGGAUGACGGUUGGUUGGAUCUCGACAUAUAUGUUUAGAGUAGCAAACAAGGAUAUGACCUAUGCGCAGCAGCUGAAGGAUUAUGAGAAGAAAGUCAUGGAGGUCUGCCACUUCACCUCAUUUUAGCGAUAAUCUCAGCUGCUUUUUAUUGAUUAUUCUUCGUAGAAUAGUCCCAAAAUCAGAAAAAUAAAGAUAAAAAUCACGUCGUUAUAUAUAUGGGUUUGCUCAGUCCAUUGUUGGUUGACUUUGAGCCGUAUGCCUCAAUGGUUGACUUUGUUUUAAUGCAGUUAUAUUCAUGUAGCUGCUGCUUUUUAAUUUGCUGACGCAAUAAUUGCGUAAAUUUAUUUUCUUGAUUUCCUCCCUGAUAUAGAUCCAGGAGGGGAUAAGAACACUUUCGUUACAAGAUUUAGCCCUUCCUGUUACCAAAAGAAAAUAAAAUUCAUAUGUGUGGAAACACUGAACCAUAAGAAUAUGAUUCAUAUGAAUCAUAUUCUUCCCUUUUGCAGAAGAGGCUGGACAGCUUAACGGAAGCUGAACUGGAAGCGUUGAUGGAGCAAGUGGAGGAAGAAAAGAGGCAGGUUGCCAGAGGCAAGCAGGCUAAAUGA